UCUCGUUGCUUCAACACUUUGCAAACCGUCUGAACUCGAAAUAACAGCAAUUAAAUCAGUAAUAUAAUUUGUUUGUUUUCAUACAUUGCCGAAUUUGUUGCUAAUAAAAGUUCUGAAUUGUUUUAAAAGGAACAAAUUGAAUUUAAAUGUCUAUUUUGAACGUGAUGUGAACUUUCUUCAUGGAUCUUCGCAUUCGUCAUCAUUUAUCAAAGGCUCAGAAAAAUAAAGAUCUUGUGUCUCUGAAGAAAGCACAUGAGUUGAUUGGAGUGUGUGACUGUGGAUCACUUCACUAUGAGUUGUGUGUGCUGUGUGCUGAAGUGUCUCUGCAGCUGGGCUGUAGGAAGAUCGCUCAGGACUGUGUUGGGAUGUUUAUGGACGGCAAACCUCCGGUGAAUCAGUUUCUGUGUCGUGCGUAUCUGUGUCAGGGUCAGCUCAUCUCCCAACACAACAUCACCACAGAGGAGGACUUGGAUAAAGCUGUGAUGUGCUAUCUGAAGGCUAUUGACAUCGCCAAACACAAACCCAGAUACGGUUUCUUGGUGUUCAACGCGUCGCUGUUGUACUUCCAGAGCGUUCGGUUGUUCCUGCUGCCCGGUCGGCGUCAGCUCCUCGUGUCUUCUCUCACACAGGUGCUCGAGGCUCUAGAGCAGGUUCAGGAUGAAGAUCACAUGUGGAGGGCUGAACUAAUGACACAUCUUGUUGAAUGUCUGUUUGAUGCUGGGAAUGAGCCUGAAGCAGCUGCUUUGGUGAAGGUCACCUCAGAUUUGAUAGCAUCACAUGAAGGGGAGGUUUAUUCCAGACUGUUCUCUAUACAGGUCCGACACAACCUCAUAGAUGAGAACGACGUGAUGAAACAUAAAAAUACAAAACUCCUUGUCAUUUACAACAUUCAAAAGCUUAAACAUAUGAUUGAAGUUAAUGAGAUAAGAGAUCACUUUGACAGACUCAAGGAAACUUUCCGUCUGCUGACAUCACAAAACACCCAGAGCUCCAGUCCUCCACCUGACGGCCAGAGCUCCAGUCCACCACCUGACGGCCAGAGCUCCAGUCCACCACCUGACGGCCAGAGCUCCAGUCCUCCACCUGACGGCCAGAGCUCCAGUCCUCCACCUGACGGCCAGAGCUCCAGUCCACCACCUGACGGCCAGAGCUCCAGUCCUCCACCUGACGGCCAGAGCUCCAGUCCUCCACCUGACGGCCAGAGCUCCAGUCCUCCACCUGACGGCCAGAGCUCCAGUCCCCCACCUGACGGCCAGAGCUCCAGUCCCCCACCUGACACUGUCCGCUCUGUUUUGGACCAAAGAUCUUAUAUGUCACUGGCUGACAGGAUUGAGUUGUUGUUGGAGCUGUGUUUGGUGUCCCUGCGGUUAGACCAGCAUCAGGUGGCGUGUGACUGUCUGACGGAGCUCAGAAACACAGACGUCACUGUCAGUCAGCGUGUGAUGAUGGAGUGUGUGCAGUGUGAGGUCGACCUUAACAAGAACUCCUCCAGAUCCAGUGUGGAGAUGCGGUUGAGUGUUGUAGUUCGGUUGGAUGCAUUAGUGCAGGCUGCGGUGAGAGAGAGAGACGCUCGGGUGAUCCAGGCGGUGUGUGCGGCUCAGUGGAACACCUGUUUACCUCUCCUGCAACACAACCUGAGAAAAAAGAUCAAAAAACCUCUGCUUACCCUCACUCGAGCACUGGAGACCACAGACAGUAUGCUGCUGGAUGUGUUAUGUGAUGUUCAUGCAGUGUUGGCUGCUAUAGAGGAGGAGGAUGACAGACUGGAAGCUUCCAUGAAACAUGUGAAGAGAGCUCUGCAGCUGGAUCACAGAGGACUUCAGUCUCAUCAUCUCUCUUUCUCCUCACAUCUGCUGCAGCUGCGCUCAUCUCUCCACAGCUCACCUCAACGACCAGAGGACCGCACCGCACAGCUCAUACAGCAGGCUAAAGAUGUAAGAGGGCGUGGGGCAGACAGACGCCCCCUGAUGGUCAGUGCUGGAAUCACUCUGGCCCCUGAUGACUUCAGGACGGUGCUGGAUGCUGACAUUUCAGAAGAUGAUGAAUCUCAAGGUCACCUGACACGACUGGCUGAUAAAGCCCAGCAUCACACCGCCUGCGUUCAGAAGGUCGAAGGUCAUUUGAGUGGACUUGACAAGAACUCAGAUGAGCGAGAGAGGGUGAAGUUAUGGGCACUGCUGGUGAAGACGUCAUGGACAUAUGAAGUGUUUGAUGUGUGCCGUGCGGCCUGUCGCUUUUGUCUGCUGUAUGAUGAUGGACGAUGGAAAAACUCCAAUGAUGUCAGAGGAGAGACGGGUCAGAACCAAACACAUCAGAGAACACAGACAGACCUGAUACGUCUGCUGGCUGAAGUUCAUUUCAUCAACGCUCAGGUGACUGUGCUGAAGCUGCGCUCAGAGGGAGCGGAACUGAACACUUGUGCGGUUCGUCCUGAGAGACGAGUGAAGGCCUCACCUGAAGACCACGCUCACUGGACCCUGUACAGUGAUUGGAUCAAAGAUUUAUCGGCUUACGCCACAGCUAACUUCCUGCGAGGGGCGGAGCUGGGGGCGGAGCUGGGCGAGGCCUGGUUGGUAGUUAAUGCAGCUGUGCACCUGUGGAACAACAACCGCUGGAUGCUGAAAACCAAAGGACACGGACUUCUGUUGCCCACAUACAGACGUUUACUAGCCCUCCUCAGACACACAGGGCAUGCUGGAGAGGUGGAUCUUCUGGUUCUGUUGUGUGACGCUGUGGCUCAGGGCCUCAUCACAUCAGCACAAGGUGAUCUUGAGACGCACGAGAGAAGAGUCACACAGCUGCCAGAUGACAAACCGAAGAGAGGACGAGGGAAGGCCUCAGAGAAAUCCAGCUCCACACACGGGCCGCUGUUUGACACGGCUGUGACGCAGGACCUGAAGAAAGCUUUAGAGGUGUGUGAAUACGCUCUGCUGAUGUCCAAUGGAAACACAGAACUGGUGUCCAUGGAGGUGAGGAAGCAGCUGAUCUGCACAUGGGUGACGGUUAAACGGCUGCUUCAGCAACAGAUCGGACUCAAACUGGACAUCUGUGAUCAGAGUAAAAACGAGGCGGUGACGGCGAUGUCUCGUGUGCUGGUCGGUGUGGAGAUGAUUCAGUGUGAGAGAAACAGCCGACUGAUGGAGUUUAUAGUGCCUGAUGUGUCUGUGUUAGUUCAGAUGACACAGGACUGUCAGUGGUCGGACUCUGUCGUGGAGUUGUACGUGUGGACACAGCUCGCCCUGUCCGCUCAUCAGACACAUGACCAUGAUCUGGUCAUGACCUGUACCCAUAAUGCACUGCAACUGGAGCAGAGGAUGAAGAUGAACACUGGUGCUCUGCUGGACAUGUGUUGUGUUCAGGAGAUGUUGUGCAGCGCUACAUGUGUCAGAGGUCAGAGUUUGAUUGACGGUGUCAGUGUUGAUUCCAGCCGAUAUGCGGAGGCUCUGGAGAUGCUUGAGUCCAGCGUCAGACAUGCGGAGCGGGCGGGCAGCUGGUCUCUGUGUGUGACAGCAGCGGGUCACUACUGGAACUCAUGUCUAUUUCUACUGAACACAAGACCGGACAGACAACAGCUGAGGAAACCUCUGGAGGUCAUGCUACAGGCCAUCAACAACACCUACAACAAACACACAACUGGGAGAAAUAAAAGAGCGUCAGAAGUGAACGGUGCCGCAGCUGUCAUGGACACAACAGAUUCCACCAGAAAUGAUGGUGAUGAAGUGAAGUUGUGGGUGUGUCUGUACAGCGCUCUCCUCUGUGUUCAUUCAGACUCUGGUGAAUGGAGGAGAGGUCUUCAGCUGUUAGAUGAGGCUGUCAGAGUAAUCCCACCCUCCACACAUCGACUUAUUGUGUUUAAGCAGCGUGCUCUGGUGAAAGCUAGGCUGGGAGAGAGUGUUGUGUUUGAUAUGAAGCAGAUCUGUGAUGAAGGUGACAUCAUCUGUUCUGGUAUGUGGCGGCGUGUCGCUCUCUGUGCUCAAGACAAACACCAGCGCCUGACCUGCUAUCAGAAUGCCAUCACAACACUACAGGAUUGUAGCAGUCAGUGGCAGAAGGUGGAGUUUCUCCUGGAGUUUGGCGAGUGGUUGUAUUUCACACAGUGUCCUGUGGCUGACGCUCGUCUUCAGAUCGACUGGGCCAUAGACAUCCUGAUGUUCACAGACACACAACAGACCCCUGCAGAUGAAGUGGACGCUGGUGAAGCGGUUCCUGUGACGCGUCCGCUCGGUCUGAGAGUAAACGCUGUGGAGUCUGCGGCGCGUUUGUCUGAUGUGAGACGUCUGGAGGGUCUGAUGAGAGCACACACACUGAUGGCUCUCACAGAGGAGAGAUCUUCACCCAAACACCAGCAUCAUCUGCUCAUGGCCUUGAGCUUCACGCUUCACAUCUGGAAGGUAUCCAUAGCAACGGCACAGGAAGUGAUGAAGGACAUGUCGAGGAGUCGGUCAGUGGGUGGUCAGCCUGUGAUCCCCUCCAGGAAAGACAAAGAGCGACCGGAUGAGAAGAAGCUGAAGCAGUCAUCUCCUGUGGAGGAGAAGUCUGGAGAUAAAGCUCCAGAGAUCUGUUUUCCCAUCAGUCCCGAGCAGUGGGCUCAGUUUGAGUGUCCGGAGGAGAUACGACAGGCUUUCUGUUGUGACAGCGGCCCGUACACCAUCAACACCACCAGCAUCUGCAUGCAGAAGCGCACUCUGUUUUAUUUGGAUGUGCUGGUCAGAGAGUUGGAGUCGCUAUAUUUGACCCCCUUGACCUUUGCUCCUCUUCAUUUGGCGGAGGUCAUCGCUCAUGACCUCACACAGAGCAAGAGUCACUCUCAUGUCUAUCGUCUGAGGAUCAUAAAGAACUGUAAUGAGCUGGGCCUUCACUCUUCAUCUCCAUACUGUGAAGAACUUCAGAGUUUCACACACAUUCCUGAAGAUGAACAGACACGGAGUCAUAAAUCCAUCAUCAGUCAGAGAAACACAACUCAAGCUCCGUCUGACAGCAGCGUGAGAGAUGAGACUUCAGUGGAUGAAGGUGAUAUGGUGUUCAGAAGACGUCUCCGUAUCUGUCAGCUGUGUUUGGAGAAAGCUGAUGUGUGUCUCACUAUAAACCUGCAUGAAUCUGCCGAACUUCUACUGACACGAGCUCGCACGUUAGCUGAGGAACUUGGUGACCACAUGUCAUUGGCCAAGAGCUUCCAUCUUCUGGCUGUUCUGGCCAAUCAGGAGCACAGAUACAGUGACGCUGUUGAUCUGAUGAAGCAGGCGCAGGAGUUUGAUGGAGAUGAAAACUUCUGGUACUCGCUGAUUCAGACGCUGCUGACAGCUGUAGCUGAACGGAGAGGACGAGACGCACAUCAUCAGGUGUGUGAGAUUACAGCUCAGGCAUGCAGAAGCUUCAGAUCAGUGUUGGAACGGAGACAGAACCGAGCCGGAGUUCUGCUUUUCUACAUCACAUCACUAGAGAUCAGAUGUGCGGUUGUGCGUCGUCAGUUGCUGUGUGCAGAUGGCCGUGUGUCCUCACGGAGUGAUUCAUGUUUGGAGAUGUUAACAUGCGUCUGUGUGAAGCUCAAACACGCUGCUGCUGAAUUACUGCAGCUGGGCUACAGGACACACGCCGCAGACGCCACGCUAGAACACGCCAACACGCUCCGAAUCUUGGCUGUUGAUGCUGCGAGUGAAGAAGAGAAACAGCGCCACCUUCUGGAUUCAUUCUGCCUCAUGCAGACGGCCGUGUUACUUCAGGAGGACGUCAUCUCUGAUGUCUUAAACAUUCUGCCACCUCAUCAGUCCGGUUGGUGUAACCUCCCAGCGGUGCGUGUGUGUGUGCGUCUGAGGCUGGCUCUCGCUGAUCUCGGUCUGAUGAUGUUGGAGAUUCAGUGUGCAGAUGAGAAGAGAAGAGCCAUCGCUCGAGAAAUGAUGACAUCAGAGGAGAGAGCCGUCGAGGAGUUCAUGAGGAUCACCUCAGAUCUCACUUCACACCAGAGGGAGUGGGGUCGAGUUGGACAGAGUCUGGGUCAAGUGAUUCUGACUCACUUGACUGCUGUGAAUUCUCUCUCUCUGGACUGUACAGAGACCAGAGCUCGCACGCUCGGCAUGAUGGGAAAGUGUCUGAGAGUUUUAGCUCAGCAGCGAGACCCGCUGUACUCUUCAACAUUGUGGGACGAGCCAAUCACGAUGUCCAGGAGGUGUGCUCAGCAUCUGUGGUGUCAGGCGAGUGAGACUCUGCUUCAGUCUGUGACUUUGAGUUUGCAGUGGAGUCUCACACACUUGAUUCCUGCAGUGUGUUGUGAUCUGCUGGAGUGUCACGGUCAGUUUGAGCCCAGCGUCAGUGGACAAUAUCUCACACUGCUUCAGAGCAGUUUGUGCUGUGUCGAGAUGUCAUCUGCCCUGCGUGCGGUCAGUUCUGAUCUGAGCAUGAAUGUGAUCUCCAGCGCUGUGAGACGAGAGUGUGCGGGUCUCUCUCAGGUCUUCAGUCACCUGACCAUAAACCCAGAGCACAUGAGGAUUCUGGGAGAAAUGCCUCCAAACAUGAAGAUCCUGCUGCUCCAGCACUCUCAGGACGGAUGUGUGUUGUAUGGUGGUUUCUUUGAGAAGAGGAAAAGCACAGAGACUCAUAGAGGAAAGAGUGUCAACUCCACAGGUGGUCUGAUGUGCUCGAAAGUGGUGAAGGUCUCAGUUCAUCGCUCAGAUCUUCUGCAGCUCCACAAACACCUGCAGGAUUUCAGACAGCUGACUGCGCAGACGCACUCCAGCUGUACACAGACAGAACACACAGAUGUGGAUGUUGUGUUCAGGUCACUGGUACAGGAGAUGGAGGAAUAUCUGCAUCCUCUUCUUUCACAGUUUGACUUCUCAUGCUUUAGUGUGUUCUCUUCAUCUGUCUCCACCGCUGCAUCGGCCCGCAGCGCUCCUGAUAAACCUGAAGUGGGCGAGUGUGUGAUGAUUUUAGCAGACCGGAUGUUGUUGGAUCUGCCGUUGGAAGCUCUGGAGGUUUUUCAGGCGGAUGGUAUCGUCUCAGUGUCUCGUGAUUUCUCUCUGCAGGUUCUUCAUGCACGUCUGCAGUCAGAUGAAGCAGUUGAAAGUGACAAUAAAAAGGAAGUUAAAGCUGGACGAGGAGUCAAAGGACGAGAUCAAAGUAAAGACAUCAAAGCGGUGCCCGUCAAUCGAGUCCUGCCCCCCCACACCAUCCCUGUGGACACGCACCGCUUCAAAUAUGUAGUUACUGCCCAGCUGGAAGAUGAUGGAAAACAGACGGAGACGAUGAGCCCGACAGAGAACAUGAGAGCCAUCCUCAACUCAUACACACCUCACUUUACAUCUCUGUGGAACGGUUUCAUAUGUGACCCCGAUCACACACCCAGUCUUACAGAUCUGGAGAAGCUGUUGAGUUCCUGCGGUGCUUUCAUCUACUGUGGGACAGAAAACAUCUUCUCUUGUGUUCCGGCACACCGACUGACCGCUCUCAACAUGUCCGGCUGUCAGAUGGUUUUUCUCUUUGAUUGUGGACAGAACAGAGCCGUUGUGCUGCAUCCGUCCACACAGGACACCAGUGACUCUGUGAGGUCCGGGUUUGAAGGUUCUGUUGGGUCAGCGUCUCUCUUCACUCUCAUUGGUUGUCGUUCUGUUCUGCUCAAUCAGUGGAGCUGCAGCGCUGCAGUCAACCUGCAAAACAUGCGCUCGCUUCUGGACAAUCUUCUCAGAAAAGGUUUGACAUCUGCUCAGGCUGUUCAUGUUUUGAGAUCAUGUAGAGAAAGGCAAGAUGUCACUGGAAAGCCGUCCAGUCUGACAGCAAGGGAGAUUACAGCCGAUGUCUCGUCUGAAGACUGUGAUUUCACCCAGAAACGUGAAGCUCUGAGCACUUCCACUUCAAACUUCAUUAUUUAUGGACUUCCCAAUUUAAUGGUUUCAUAAAUCUGACAUCUGCAGAGUUGAUCAAUGUAGACCUUUUUAAUCGUAUUGUAAAGAAUGUAAUACUCAAUGACCUUUAGCUAAGAUUACAGAAAUAAAACUCAAGAAAGUUUCUGCUAUUUCUUCA
Triplophysa dalaica is the source of this 8013-nucleotide messenger RNA. RefSeq names its product cilia- and flagella-associated protein 46. The transcript is spliced from 58 exons. Gene Ontology annotation, biological process: cilium movement involved in cell motility; axoneme assembly. Gene Ontology annotation, molecular function: protein binding. NCBI's taxonomy places the organism in Eukaryota, Metazoa, Chordata, Actinopteri, Cypriniformes, Nemacheilidae. Bases 180 to 7889 code for a protein of 2569 amino acids. The record is from RefSeq and is a predicted model, not a curated record.